GCGCGGUCAGGCCCUGCCAGGCGGCUCAGUCCCUCGUGCAGGAAAGACGUGUCCUCCCUGUCUGGAACCUUGUGUGCGGGCUCUGACUGCCCGGGCUGCCAGGGGGAAGCAUUUAAGGGUGGUACCGUGAGAAGCCGCUUGUAAACAGAGCCCGGCCUGAUGGUCAGCGGCUAGGCGGGCUGUCAUCCGGCAGCGGGUGGUGGGCUGCCGAAGCCGGUCCCCAGCCAGGAGUGCACUGCAGGCCCCGCCGGUGAAGGGAGAGUAGCAGCCGGUGACCCGGAAAUCAAGCACUUCCUGUUGUCUUCACGGAGAUCUCACUGAAAAAUAAUCUCAAAGGAACAUUUGUCUCCCCAUACCUCUGUUAGUGUCCAUUUGCAGCUAGCAAAUGUUUUUAAUGACCGGGAAAGCAUCAGCCACCUGCAUGUGCUUGGCCUGCUCCAGGCAGCCGAAUGAAGGUUUCUUCCAGUUUUUUGCAUAGCUCUAUUGCCGAAGCACCUCUCUUUGUUGGGUGAAUGUUCAUGAAGCCCUUUCUUGAACUAGCUUAGAAGGUGUAGGCCUCUUGGAGCCUGUGACAUGGAAGCUUUGGAAGUGGAUGAUAUCAGUCCGGCCUUAGAAGUUACUGAGGAUUUCUUUAGUACUUUGGACAGUAAGCUAGAAAAGGCUGUGCAGCACGCAGAGGUUUAUGGGAUCCAGGAAGUCCCUGAACUGGUGGGGCACGAGGUACUCAGCAACCUAACAGGCAAUGGUGCUAUGAGAAACGUUCCCUCGCUGGGCAAGGGGGGCAUGAUUUGGGACCACUGUAAGAGCAGGCUCUUAGAAACCAAAGCUCAAAAUGUCUUCCCUGCCAAAGAACAGUUUACGGUCCAGAGAGGAACAACCCCAGAUAACCUCUCCUGGAUGGAACAAAAGGAAGCAUCAACCUUUAAUUUUUUCAAUAUCUGUCAGCGUCGGAGGGACAGACCUCGUUCUGUGAAUGACUUACUGGAUGAGACCUCCUCUACUUUCAAGCCAGGGCACGCUCGGUCGAGAUCAGACAUCACCCACGUGGACUGGAGGACAGUCCUCACGACCACGCCACUGCAGCCCCAGCAGCAGCCGUCUCUUCAAGGCCCUCACUUCACCAGGCCAUCUUUUCUGUUGCCCUCACCAAAUAAGGUGGAAGAUGCUCAAGGAAAUACUGAACACAAACAGACAUUCCCAAACAUUCUCAAGAAGGGUUACCUGGAGAUUAGGAAAGACCACGACAGUUAUUGGCAAAGCUGUUAUGCAGAACUUUCACCCUACAACCUAAACUUUUACAGCCUUGACAACAGUGGGAAUCAAAACCUCUAUGCCACGUACCAGCUUUCACACUUCCAGAGCAUAUCUGUUUUGGGCAAUCUUGAGGCCAGGAUGGUGGAUACUGUUCUGUAUGACAACACCCAGCUCCAGCUUAAGGCAGAGUCACCGUGGGAAGCUUUGGACUGGGGGCAGAAGCUCUGGGAAGUUGUACAUGCUGCUGUGCCUGGUUACGUGGGACGGCAAGAUGACCUGGCAAACUCACCUGGGCUUGGUCAUCAUGUUGACUGUACUCAGAAUCAUUGUUUACAGAAGAAAUCCAAUGGGCUGCAGCCACCGUCCCCAGUCCUGGAUAGCCCCAAGCAGUACCAAAACAUCCUUAAAUCAGGGACUCUCUACAGGCUGACUGUCCAAAACAACUGGAAGGCAUUUUCAUUUGUGCUGAGCAGGGCCUACCUUAUGGCUUUUCAGCCUGGCAAGCUAGAUGAAGAUCCACUGCUGAGCUACAAUGUGGACGUGUGUCUAGCUGUCCAGAUGGACAACCUGGAUGGCUGUGACUCUUGCUUUCAAGUCAUUUUCCCCCAAGAUGUCCUCCGUCUCCGAGCUGAGACCCGGCAGAGGGCUCAGGAAUGGAUGGAGGCUCUGAAAACAGCUGCCAAUGCGGCAAGGAGUUCAGAUCAAAACCUGCAAGUGACAUUGAGGAACAAACCCAAGGAACAGAUGGGUGGGCAUGAACUCAGGAAGAACAAACGACAGUCCGUGACCACCAGCUUCCUGAGCAUUCUGACGACUUUGUCUUUGGAACGAGGACUCACUGCUCAGAGUUUCAAAUGUGCAGGAUGCCAGCGAGCCAUAGGUCUUUCCAACGGGAAAGCCAAAGUGUGCAAUUACAGUGGGUGGUAUUACUGCAGCACCUGCCACGUGGAUGACAGUUUUCUCAUCCCGGCUCGCAUCGUCCACAACUGGGAUACUUCUAAAUAUAAGGUGUCCAAGCAGGCCAAAGAGUUCCUGGAGUACGUGUUCGAAGAGCCGCUGAUCGACAUCCAGCAGGAGAACCCCCUGCUGUACCAGCACGCCGAGCCGCUGGCCGCGGUGGUGCGGCUGCGCCAGCGGCUGAAAUCGCUGCGAGCCUAUUUGUUCAGCUGCCGGGCAGCGGUGGCCGAGGAUCUGCGCCGCAGAAUUUUCCCCAGAGAAUACCUCCUUCAACAGAUCCACCUGUAUUCCCUCGCCGACCUGCAGCAGAUCUCUAUUGGCUGCAGACCUUGAACAUGACACUGCAAUUUCCUGGUGCCACACAUGAGUAAUAAGCAGCUGUUUCUGAAACUGUGGUUUGGAGAAGGCAGCACUAGGUUAUUUUUUAACUUAAUUGUAAUUUUUGAUUGGUCUGCAAGAAAGUAAAUCAAAUAAAGUCUGUUGUCUUAGUCUGCAAGAAAGCCAUAGGCCUCAAAUUCCAAUGGUGACCAUCUUGACCAGAAUAGAAGAAGGGGGAAAAUAUGUGUAUCCCUGAGCUGGAAGUUCACCCAGUCAGCUUUCGUGGGCUGCCUUCACACAAGAGGGUAAGCAUAUUUGGUGUAUUUAUCAGGGACUGCAUGGUGGAAAGUGAUAUUUGACAGUCCCUCGAGUUCUGGAAGUAGCUGAAAUGAUAGUGAAAAGAAAUUAUAGAGAGACUGUAAAAGUGAAAAAUAGCAAAAUCUGGAAGAAGAUAAUCAGCUUUAUGCUACAUUUUACCCUUGUCCUAUAGUGUGAUAAAAUGACAUAAUUUUAAGUUACAAAUGAAGUGUAUAGUUUUUGAACACUCAGUCAGUAUGACACCUCUGAAAUAGUCAUAUGUACACACUCUCCAAGUAAAUAAAUCAGACUAGUACCUUCUUUAGUGCAAGAAAUUAAAUUUAAUGGAAAACAGAAACAAACUCUUUAGCCCUGUUUUGGACAUCUGCCUUUUCUCAGGGAGAUAGGGCAAUUUGGUAUAUGGAGACAAAGGAGGUUGAGUGUAGGGGAGUGAGGCUACAGGAGAAGAGCUACACAUGUUUUUUGCUAAUUACUUUGUCAUGAUUUUGUUCACAUAGACAUGCACUCUGAGGGAAAUAAAUAGAGAUAACUAAAACCUCAUCUCAGAGGUCUAUUUCACCAUCAUUCGUGACAUAUCCAAAUGACCUCCUGGGUCAUUAACUAAAACCACUAGUCUUUUAAUGCUAAAGAUGAAAUGUCCUUCUGACUUUUGAGGGCUUGUUAUAAAGUUAUAUUAACCUGUGACUAAUUUAAGUAAAAGUAGGAAAGGAAUAAGAAAGGCAAUUUUUAGCUGUUGUUAAAAUGUUAUCUUACAUGAGUGAUUCAAAUCAAGUUUGAGAUGUGUUAAAUGUCUUUCCCCCCAGCAUUUUGGCCUUAGCAAAACAUACUUCUCCCCAGUAUAUGUAUAUAAGCCCUGUUCUCUGACUUACAGCAAUAUCAAAAGAAAUUGAUCUGACUGGUUUAUAUUAAUUUCUACUGGUCCCAUCCAAACAGAAGAACACUUAUCUGCCUCUAAAAAAUGAUAUAUGAAGGUAUGACCUUCAUACCUUUUUUCUUUCCCUCUGCCAUAAAUCUCAAGUGUUUAAAAGGAGGCAUGAGUCUCAAUCAUAGAAAAGUUCUAUUUAGAUUAAGACAAGCUAAUAAUAUGUUAUUAUUUAUUGAUCACUUGCUGUAAUCAGAUGUCAUUAUGUUAAAUCUGAUCCUUCCCUCAACCCUGCAAGGGUAGAUAUCAUCCUCAUUUUUCAGUUAAGGAAACUGAGACUCAAAGAAGUUAAGUAACUUGCCAAAGUCUCAUAGCUAGAAAAUGGGUGAGCUAGAAUUUGUCCUCAGAUCAGCCCUGCUUUUUCCAUUCUAUCCCACUGCUUCCCAAUAUCCAGAGACAACUAAAUUCUGAUGGGGUGUCAGAAGUUCCAUAGGUUCAGCCCUUCUGGGAAACUCCCUAAUGAGUUAAGCUACUACCCACUGGAAGAAUACCCCAACUUAUUGAGAAGCAAAAACUAUAUCAUAUUUAGAUUUUUUUAAACAACCUUUGGCCAGUUUUAUUAAGUUUUAUGGUUUACUUUGUCUUAGUCAGUCCUGGCUUGAUCUCAGAGGUAGGAGAAUCCCUGGAUCAACUCUAGCCUGGGUACACAGUUUGUAGGACUUUUCUCCAUGCUAGGCCUCUUGAGGACCAUUGUCACUCUAGCAUGGCACAAGAGUUUAGGGUUGACAUAGCAGAGUUCAAAUGUCUGACUUUCCUCAGUGUUGUGCACUCGUUGACCAUUUGACAACUGGGACAACUAGCUAUCCAGAAAAAAUAUGUGUGUGUGUGUAUGUGUGUGUGUGUGUGUGUGUACACAUAUACUUAAAUAAAUUUAUUAUAAGUUGUGCUGAUAUAAAGGAUGUUUAAUACACAUUUACAAAUAAAAACAUAAUACUUUUUAUUGUGAAUUCCAUAUAACAAAUGAAAAAAAAAAAGUCCCAUUUGACUUUGUCUCACCAUAGUCAUUUUCCAGAUUCAAUGGCAUCUCAGCAGCUCUUUUCUACUCAUCGUAAUUGGUUGGAGCCUGAAGGUAGUAGGCUCCUCAGGCUUUGAUCUUGCUUGAGGCCACCAUUGUCCUAAUGUUUGUGGAAUAUGGUCUUAACUGUCAGCCCCCACCAAGAUGGCUAGGAAGUGGGAAUGAAAGAUGCAAGGUUCUUGGGGUGCUGGAGGGGAGGUGGUGGGAGACAAGACAAUUGAUUUAUUUUUGAGCAAUUAUCCAAAAUAAAUGUAUAUCUGGCUUUUAAAAAGAACCUUAGGAGAUAUCACACCUGGAGCCAACUUCUUCAUAGUGAAGAAACCUCUAGAACGGAAGCCAGAAUGUCUGGGUUCUGUUCCCAAUGCUGCUAGUAGUUGUAUUCAAAGACAAGAUUUAAAGCUUUUAAAUAUAUCUUUAUCCCUGGAAAAUUAUAAAGUUUUCCCUUCUAUAAUAUUAAAGGAAUGUUUAUAAAUUCUAAAAUAAACUUAAGACUAUUACCUCACUUUUCUGGAGGAAAAACGUCUAGUAGCUUCAGCCAUUUGGAACAUGGCCAUGAACCUAAGCUGACAAAUGAGAAGAGCUGUUAAUCAAGUAUAAACAAGAAAAAAGGGUCCCAGAAUAGCUGAGCUACCACCAGGUCCAUGCACUCUUUAUGUCCCUCCCCAAAUCACACAGCAGAAUGAUUGAAAAUGUGUAUGACACCAAGACAGCCCUAAGAUAGGACUGCUGACAGCUAAGGGAGAAGACAGAAAAGUAACCUUGGUCAGUCAACAAGAACUCAAGUGCCUGGCAGAGAUGGGAUAUUUAAAAAAGUAUGAGGUCAUUGUUACAUGGGUGCAUAUAUUUGCAAAAUGAAUGUGUAAAAUGUGUACAUUUUAUUAAAUGCAAAGUAUGUCUCAAUAAAGUUGAUUUUAAAAUUAAAAAAAAGAAAUAUGAGACUCAGUCUUUGCCCUCAAGCAAUUUAUAUUCUCUUAGGUUGCCCCAUAUAAAAUUGCCAUGUUUAUGGAUAAGAAUUGUCAAAUGUCAUCAUUUUUAAAUAUUCAAUCCACAAUUGGAUAAGCAAAACAAUCACAUAUUAAAAGCAAAGAGUAGAAAACAGCACCAAGUUCCAUGUUAAAUUAUGGAAGAGAUCUCUGUUACCACAGAGAUCUAUGGUAGCUGAAGUAACCAAAGAUGGCUUUCCAGAACAAACCAGAAUAGAUGCAAGCCAGGAGGUCUACGUGAAAUUUAAAUAAGAGUUAAGAAAAGAAGUAAAACUCCAGAUAAAGGAAAUGAUAUAGGUGAACACACAGGAACAAAAGCGUGCAUAUUCUACACAGGGAAAAGUUUGCUUAUAACAGAAGAUGGAUACUGAGAAAUGGAAAAUGGGUUUGGAAGGAUAGUGUGAAAUUAACUUGUAAAGAUUGCAUUUUGCACACCAGUCAAAAUAUAAGCUCCAUUUUGUCUAGUUGACUGUCAUAUCAAGUAUCUGGGACAUAGUAACUCAAUAUAAUUUUAUGAAAUGAAAGAAUAAAGAGUUUUGAUUAAUGAUAAAAUAAGAAUUCACUGAAGUUUUGAGGGAAGAGAUGACAUGUGAUUAAAAUGAUGUCUAAAACUGAUGAAUAUGUAAGCUAGAUAGAUCAAAGGAAAAAGAUGGGUAUCCAGAAAUAAAACUAGAGUAUUUUGUUGAUCUAGAAAAGGAUGAUGAGAAUUCAGGGUAGGAUGGAAAAAAGAAACUUACACUGAAGGCAUUUAAAAGAGAAUCAACAUAAACUUUGAAAACUUUUUGCUAAGUGAAAUCCUUUGACAAAGGACCACAUAUUGUAUGAUUCCAUCCAUGUGAAAUGUCUAGAAUAGGCAAAUCUAUAAAGAUAGAAAGUAGAUUUGGGGGCUUCAGUGGGGAGGGUAGAAGGGAAAGGGGAAGUGACUACUAAUGGGUAUGGGUUUUCUGGGGAGGGUUAAUGAAAUGUUCUAAAAUUGAUUGUAGUGAUGUUGCACAACUCUGAAUAAACUAAGAACCAUUGAAUUGUAGACUUUAGGUGAAUUUGCAUGGUAUGUGGAUUAUAUGUCAAUAAAGCUAUUAUUUAAAAAGAGAGAAGAGGAGCCAAUCAAACAUGGUGAAUGACAGGAUAUAUGUGUUUUGUGGAGAAAAUAAGUCACUCACUAUAAACUCCAUAAUUUCCAGUUUGAUUCUCAUUGAAAUAAUAAGAAUGGCCACUAACACCAUUAUUAUUUAAUAUUGUUUCAGGAGCCCUGGACAAUGCAAUAAGACAUGAAACAUAAACAAGAAGCAUAAUAUUAGAAAGAAAGAAACCAGUUAAUUACUUUCAGAACACCUAAAAGAAUCAUUUAAAAAUGAUUAGCAUUGAUGAAAAUUAAGUAAUAGGGUCAUAUGUAAGAUGUCCACAAAUGUCAGUAUAUUCUAAUAUACCAGCAAGAGCUAAUAAGGAAAAUGUUAUACAAAAGUUUACCCUUAAAAUAACCUAAAUAAUAAAUGUGAGUAGAUUAUGCAAGAAAAAAAAACAAAUUUUUAUUAAGCAAUAACAAAGAUGUAAUAAAAUGGAGAUAUGUAUCACAUUCUUUGAUAAGAAGACUAAAUAUUAUAAAGAUAUCAAUCCCUGAAGCUUAUUAAAGUCCCUACUUAAGAAUAAGUGUACAUUGCUGGCAGUGUAAAUUUGGUGAAAUAUUUCAAGAGCCUUCAAAAUGUUCAUAUUCUUUGUCCUAGGAAAUCAUCUAGUUAGAGAAAAAGCUUUAUGCAAAGAUACUCAGGCUUCUCCUUUAGAUCCUGGAUAGUAAUUCUCAUGUCUUCCUCAAGGUCUUCUUUUCUCAUUCCCAGUUUCUUCAAACAACUUUUACUCACCUGGUUUCCAGGCUGUUCUAUAUCCUGGUUGUUUUCCCCUAAAUGAGCUAUAGCUUGUUAGUUCCUCUCUUUAAAUGUGUCAUUAGCCUUGAUUGUUUAGGGAAGAGUAAAAUGAGGAAAACCAAACUCAACUAAAGUAUUAUCACCACAACUUAGAAACAACCCCAUGGCACAUUGGAAAGUGUUUACUUGUGGUUGGAUAUAUGAUUUGAUAGUGGUUAUUUCUUAGAAAGUAUGUGUCAUGGGUUGGUAUUAGGAGCAUGCCUUACUGGGGGUUAUUGGAGUUAAUGGUCUCUCAGAGAACAUAAAUAAAAUGUGGUCUCUCUAUGGCUUCCUAAAGGUAGUGGAGAGAGGAGAGUAAGUUGAAGAAUGGUGGAAAAUGUACUUGUUUGACUGAAAAAACAGCCAGGAUGAUUUCUACCCCCUUUACUAAGAAAAAAAACCCCACUCUUACAGAGAGUAAACCUGAUUUUUCUGUUCAUCUUCUGCAGUUGAAUGCAAAAUUAAUAUACAUUGUUUUUUAAAUGCAAAAACACAACUGUAUACAAAGUGACAGAUGUGCUCAUCUGACUUGUUCCCCUCCCUAGAAUUAACCACUGUUAUAUUUAUUUCUAAAAUAUUGUGGGAUUGUUCCAUAAUGUUUAAAAACCACCUCAGGUUUUUAAUCUCCAGUAUUAUAUAUAGCUUAAGUUUUUACAAAAGACAUGAUUAUAUUCUUUGUAGUCUUUUAUUUUUGUAUUACCAGUCACUACUACCUACUCACCUAGACAUUGUAAUUUCUUUUUAGGUAUGAUUUACUAUUUUUCUCUUUGAUGUUAUUUUUAUGUAAAAUUAUAAUUUUAACUAUGUAUUCAUUGGAAAGAAAGUAUCCAGCUAUUUCCAGUUAUUUCCAGCUAUUUACAAAUUAAAUUUAAUCUUCAAUUUUUUUUUCCUUAUAUCAAAAUCGGCAUGUGUAUGUAGAUGCAUUAAUGAGAGUGAAGUAAAGGCAGAUUUUAUCUUCUUAGUGUGUGAAAUGCUGAAGUAUUUGAAGCCCCUGGCUCUCAGUUGAGUGAGGAGGGUUCUGACCGACCUUGGGUUCCAGACUCAUGGAAGUGUGUCCAGCAACAGGUCGGGUAACUGUGGGAGGCAGGAAGAUGCAAGACACCCGAGCCUGGUGGGUGCAGUGGUCCAGUGGAGAGAGCACGUGCCUCCUUGAGAACAAGCAGCCCCUACACAGGGCCAGGAGAAUAAUCAUGUUCAGGCCUAGCUUUGCUAGAUCUUCUAAUUUUUCAAAAGAACCCAAAAAGUCUGGAUUUUAAUGUGAAAUCUCCCAAUUUUUAAAUUGGCUCAUUUUUGUUUAACACUAUGAGUUUUUUGGAAACAAAAAUCUACAGGCUGAAAAUGGCCCUCAGACUGCCAAAUUACAACUUCUUUAUAUUAUACAUACCAGUGGCAAAAGAAACCCACGUUUCCACAUUUGCUAUGUGUUCUUGGGGGAGAUGAUAAAAAAAUCUAUCCCAUUAAUUCAUCUAAGAAAAAGAUAUUACUGAAUUUACAACAUAAACUUAUGUGUUCAUAUUUACUAUGUAUAUUUUCAAUUAUUUUGGAAAACCUGCAACACUCUUCUUACAUGACAUCGUAACUAUAAAGUUGGUCUAUGAAAAUAGGGUUCCCCAUUUUUUUGUCCUCAGUGCCCUAUACCACACUAUAAAUAAAGAGGAAUACAAAAGAAAUUUCAACAUCUUCAUUUUCCAACCUCUAGUGGUUAAACCAGAACGUUCUUUUGGAGCAAAAACACUAUGUCUUUUCUUCCUCAGAGUUGCUGAGAAAUUAUAAUUAGAGGUUUUCCUGUUGUGUAAAGGAAAGGAAUUCCUUUGCUUUCCUGUGUCUGCAAGACUUCUGUUCUCAAUGAAUUUGCUUCCCUGUCCAA
Molecule: messenger RNA, 9532 nt
Organism: Microcebus murinus (gray mouse lemur)
Lineage: Eukaryota; Metazoa; Chordata; Mammalia; Primates; Cheirogaleidae
Source: RefSeq, a predicted model, not a curated record